Messenger RNA from Silurus meridionalis, 2629 nucleotides. RefSeq names its product guanine nucleotide binding protein-like 2 (nucleolar) (gene gnl2). Gene Ontology annotation, cellular component: nucleolus. The record is from RefSeq and is a predicted model, not a curated record. The transcript is spliced from 16 exons. NCBI's taxonomy places the organism in Eukaryota, Metazoa, Chordata, Actinopteri, Siluriformes, Siluridae. Bases 138 to 2312 code for a protein of 724 amino acids. Gene Ontology annotation, molecular function: GTP binding.
GCCUGAUUGAUGACGUACUUCCGAGUCGCCCGCUGAACUCCGUAAUAACACGUGUGCUACUACGAGACGAAGUUCUCCACUUCUUUUUGUUUUAUUAUUUUUAAUUCACGAAUAGUGAUCUUGAACUAGCGAGCAAAAUGGUGAAACCACAAUUCAAGGGGAAAAGUUCCAUAAAUCCGUCCAAUUCCAGCAGUAAUCCAGAUCGUGUUAAGGGCUCUGGAGGGAACAACAUGAGGGACCGUGCCACUAUCAAACGUCUGAAUAUGUACAGACAGAAGCAGAGAUGUAACAAUCGGGGUAAGGUUAUCAAGCCUUUACAGUACCAAUCCACUGUGGCACCUGGAACUGUGGCGAGAGUUGAGCCCAACAUCAAAUGGUUCGCCAAUACUCGGGUAAUCAAGCAAUCUUCACUGCAGAAGUUUCAGGAGGAAAUGGAUGCAGUGAAGAAAGACCCAUACAGAGUGGUGAUGCGCCAAAGCAAGCUGCCCAUGUCCCUCCUGAAUGACCGAAUCAAAGCACAUAACUCAAAGGUACAUAUUCUGGACACAGAGACGUUUGAGACCACAUUUGGGCCUAAGGCCCAAAGAAAGAGGCCUAAUUUAAUAGUGGGGGAGCUGAAAGAGCUGGCAGAACAGGCUGAGGCUUCGGCUGAAGGUUACAUUGCAGAGAAGGACCGUGACCUGGUGACUGAGGACAGUGGGGUCAGGGAUGAGGUUCGUGAGGAAAUCUUCAAGAAGGGCCAGUCAAAGAGAAUAUGGGGAGAACUUUAUAAGGUAAUCGACUCUUCAGAUGUUGUGAUCCAGGUGCUGGAUGCUCGGGACCCAAUAGGUACACGGUCUCGAAACAUUGAGAUCUACAUGAAGAAAGAGAAACCAUGGAAACACCUGAUCUUUGUGCUCAACAAGUGUGACCUCGUUCCCACCUGGGUAACGAAACGUUGGGUUGCAGUGCUUUCUCAGGAAUACCCCACAUUGGCCUUUCACGCCAGCCUUACCAACUCCUUUGGGAAAGGCUCUCUUAUUCAGCUCCUCCGUCAGUUUGGAAAGCUCCAUGUAGACAAGAAGCAGAUUAGCGUGGGUUUCAUUGGCUAUCCCAAUGUAGGGAAGAGUUCAGUCAUAAACACACUUCGUUCAAAAAAAGUCUGCAAUGUGGCACCUAUUGCUGGUGAGACUAAGGUAUGGCAGUACAUCACACUAAUGAGACGCAUUUUCUUGAUUGACUGCCCUGGAGUUGUGUACCCCUCUGAGGACAGUGAAAGUGACAUUGUACUAAAAGGAGUGGUCCAGGUGGAGAAAAUCCGUAACCCAGAGGAUCACAUCAGCGCCGUUCUGGAGAGAGCAAAGGCCGAAUACAUACAGAAAACUUAUCACAUCCCAUCAUGGAGCUCUGCUGAGGAUUUCUUGGAAAAACUGGCCUUUCGCACGGGAAAAUUGCUCAAGGGAGGGGAACCCGAUAUGCCCACUGUCUCCAAAAUGGUGCUAAAUGACUGGCAGAGGGGACGCAUCCCUUUUUUCGUCAAACCACCUGGACCUGAGAUAGACGUGGAGGCUAAGGAGCUCAGUGCAGUGGAGGAAGUUUCCGAAGCCCAUUCAGAGCAGCAGCAUACUGAGAUGACCGAAUCCACCGAGUGUGAUGCAGAGCUGCAGCAGAGACAGAAAAAAGAACAUGUGCAAAGGAUCAUUGCAGGUGUCAAGCAGAACUUUGGCAAAAUUAAUGUAGCUCCCGAGUUCACAGAGGAAGAUCUUGUACCAGUAGAGAUGCCUGAUCUGCCAGACUCCUGUGGAUUAGAGGAGGAUGAAGAAGAGGCGAGUGAGGAUGAGGAUGAAGAGGAAAAUGGAAAUGCAGAAGAAGAGUGUGAAGAAGCAGAGGAAGAAAACGAUUUACGUGCAGCUGGGUCUUCAACCAGAGCAGGGGCCAAGAGUACACGCGAGGUGAACAAAGAGUUGGAUGAGAAAAUCGCGAAAUUGAAGAAUUUCCUGGAUAGUGCCAAGUCUAAACGUUUCUCCACCAUUCGAAUCCCUAAAGGCCUUUCGGAGAAGGUUUUUGUUUCAGGUGAAAAAAAAACGGAACAGAAGAUGAUGAAGCCACAGCCUAAAGCUACCGGGCAUGUAGGCAGAAAGAGAAAAGCUUUCGACACCGAGGAGCCGACACAGCAGAACAAACUCACAUCUAAAGAGAAAAGAAGGCUCGACCGUGCACAGAAAAUAAAGAAGGUUGGCGUCCGUUAUUAUGACACCCACAAUGUUAAAAACAAAAAUAAGAACAGAGAAGUGCCCACUGAAGGCAAUAAAGGAAAAAGAGCUAAGCGAUAAAAAGAAAUAUUUGCUUGGUCACCGCUGUAUUUCCAUGGACUUGUCUGGUUUGGGACAGGGGAUGUGAGACUUGCAGAUGUAUAUGAGGAGCAUUUAAUUUGAGGAUCUGAAAUUUAUACAGAACUUCUCAAAUGCACUUUAUUCAAUGCACCAUCUAUUCACAUAACAACAGUAUGGACCCCUACACUAAUUUCUCACAAUAAACUCCAGAACAGUGAAGGACUCGCUGUUUUUAAUUUAACAAUGCUGUCGUUCCACAGUUGUGAAAAUGUUUAUCACUGGAGAACUUAUCAAUAAAAAUGGACAUGUCAAAGCAA